UCUUUGUUUUGUUUCAAAAGCUGCCUCUUUGAUAGGGAAAUGAAGGCUAGGAGAAAAACUCUUACACACAUCUCUGCUAGAGCCUUUGUCGAGCGGGUGAAACUUCCUCUCCGUCUACUUAUAUUUGAAUUCAAUUAACAUUAAAGAUGGGUGAGUGGGACUUUCUCGGAAGACUGCUGGAUAGAGUCCAGGCACACUCAACAGUGGUGGGAAAAAUCUGGCUCACCGUCCUGUUUGUGUUUAGGAUUCUAGUCCUCUGCGCCGGUGCCGACAGAGUGUGGGGCGACGAGCAGUCGGACUUCAUCUGCAACACGUUGCAGCCGGGGUGUGAAAACGUCUGCUACGACCACGCGUUCCCCAUCUCACACAUUCGUUUUUGGGUGCUGCAGAUCAUCUCUGUGUCCACACCUACUCUGGCCUACCUGGGCCAUGUUGUCCACAUCAUCCAUGUCGAAAAAAAAGUGAAAGAGAUGAUGCAGAAGGAGCUUCAGAAUGAGCAAAUCAAUGCAUUCCUUAAGAAAGGCUACAAAUUUCCCAAGUACUACAGGGACAAUGGGAAGGUCAAAAUUCGGGGGUGUCUCUUGACAAGCUACAUUCUGAGUGUGCUUUUCAAGAUACUUUUAGAGGUGGGUUUCAUCUAUGGCCAGUACUAUCUUUAUGGCUUUACUCUUGACCCCCAAUACGUCUGCUCCCGUUUUCCAUGUCCUAACAAGGUAGACUGUUUCUUGUCGAGGCCUACUGAGAAAACCGUCUUCAUCUGGUUCAUGCUGGUGGUGGCCUGUGUCUCUCUACUCCUAAAUGUGGUCGAGAUCUUGUAUCUUUGCGCCAAGAAGAUCAACCAGUGUCUCAGCCGCAAAAAGGACUACACCAUCUCUCCCGUGACCCCGGUUGUGGACAGUAAGGACUUCAAGACUACACAUCAGGUGAUUCAGAAUUGGAUGAACCGUGAGCUGGAGCUUCAAAGGAGAGAACCUGGAAAUGAGGCAACCAAGAGCGUGGCUUCAGAGGACCACAGUGCUGACAUGCAAGAGGUCCGUAUCUGAAAAACAGGUCUCUGUACACAAAGGCUUUCACACGGUCAACAUGAGCAAACAGCCACUGAUUCAAGUGACUUGUGCACGGUCGAGAUCCCCAAACUUCAAGCGUGCUAUGACACUCUCUCUCUGUUUAACAAAUCAAUAAUGUAGUAUUGCUGAAAACUCAUGUUUUCGUUUUUUUUUUCUUUUUGAAUUUGUACUAUGUAGAAAGGUUUGAUUAAACGAAAGCUUAAAAAAAAAAUAUAUAUAUAUAUAUAUAUAUACAUAUCGCGUAUACAAUUUUUUUUUUCUGUUCUGUUUUUUUCUAUAUCUGUUCUGUUUCUGUAUUUUGGAAAAAUAAUAUAAAUAAACAAGUGUCUGCAAGAUUCCCGCUCUUUCUGUUUAACAAAUCAUUAAUGUAGUAUUGCUGAUAUUCUUCUCAUUUAAGUCUGAAUUUGUACUCUGUAGACAAGUUAGAUCGAAGACAAGCUUCAAAACU
Labeo rohita (rohu) is the source of this 1515-nucleotide messenger RNA. RefSeq names its product gap junction protein, alpha 11 (gene gja11). Gene Ontology annotation, biological process: cell communication. The coding region runs from base 147 to 1043 and encodes 298 amino acids. The transcript is spliced from 2 exons. The record is from RefSeq and is a predicted model, not a curated record. Lineage: Eukaryota; Metazoa; Chordata; Actinopteri; Cypriniformes; Cyprinidae. Gene Ontology annotation, cellular component: connexin complex.